Molecule: messenger RNA, 750 nt
Organism: Etheostoma spectabile (orangethroat darter)
Lineage: Eukaryota; Metazoa; Chordata; Actinopteri; Perciformes; Percidae
Product: vitellogenin
Exons: 2
Coding region: 45-269 (74 amino acids)
Source: RefSeq, a predicted model, not a curated record
UUAAUGAAGCUUGAUCUGUUAAGCUGGAGAAAGAGGUGACCUCCAUGGCCAAGAUUCCAAAUGCUACUCUUGUUGAACCCGUGCUGCGCUGCCUGGCCGGCUGCAUUCCUGUGAGGACAACGACCGCCACUGUUGGCUACCACUGCCUGCCUGCUGAUUCUAACCUGAGUGUCUCUGAGGGUCUGAGCAACAUCUAUGAGAAGAGCAUUGACCUGAGCGAAACAACAGAAGCCCACCUGGCCUGUCGCUGCGCUGCUCAGUGCGCUUAAUCUCAUGGUCUUUACACAUGUUCACUUUUUGUUUCAUGUUUCAAGUAUUUUAAAGUAAUUAGUUUGAACUGUAAAUUUCAAUAAAUUGCAGACUGAAUAAAGCAUGUCAUCUUUGCAAAUUGUAUAUUGACUAGUUGUUUAUUCAUUUAGUUAAUUACCAUACAUCAAAAAAUAGAAAAAGAAACUCAUCAAUGCUAUAUCAAAUUAGUCACCUUGUAACAACUCCAAAUCUAUCAAACACACUGUUCCUCUUUUCCCACAAUCUCUUCAAUGCUAAACAUUAUUUCGUACAAUCUUUGUUGGCAAGAAGUCACAAAACUCUACAAUGUGAAUUCUGAAUGUUGCUCCAGGAGAAUAUAACCGUCCAAAAAGGACCAGCCCCUUUAUUUGGCAAGUCUUGAUUCUCCAGGGUCUACAGCUAGAAAAGUGCUGUUUAUGUUAUCACUGUCGGAAAUAUUUAAGCUCAUUAAAAAGAAAUUAU